Molecule: messenger RNA, 1754 nt
Organism: Lemur catta (Ring-tailed lemur)
Lineage: Eukaryota; Metazoa; Chordata; Mammalia; Primates; Lemuridae
Gene: GPBAR1
Product: G protein-coupled bile acid receptor 1
Exons: 2
Coding region: 623-1612 (329 amino acids)
Biological process (GO): G protein-coupled receptor signaling pathway
Cellular component (GO): membrane
Molecular function (GO): G protein-coupled bile acid receptor activity
Source: RefSeq, a predicted model, not a curated record
GUCCUCGCACACACCACCUGUGGCAGGCGGCAGAAGUGUGGAGCUGGCUGUGCUGUCAGCUGGCUGGCAGCUCCCAGUUUAAAGGUUCUAAAUGUAAAUGUAUUAGCUGAAGCAGGCACUGGGGAGGGGUGGACUAAGUCAUUAUUAUUCAUGAACCGGAAUGCAUUCGUCAGAUUAGCUGGGCACUAGCGGGUGAGAGGGCUCCGAGCUGAGGUAGGGGAGCCACAACCUAGGUGGCAAGAUGUGUCCAGUUGGCUAGGGGUGGGGGGAUGGGGCAGGAGGCACUCAUACAGAAGGAUACGUCAGGGCAAGGGGUUGCCGCAGCUCAGGAUGUGCUAGGUCCCACCCCCAGAGGCGGGGCCAGGACCCAGCCCUGGCUGCGGCUACUCCAUCCCUCCGGGAACCCAGGCAAGCCCGGCCCAGACCGCUGUUCCCACAGAGCAGAGACACCAUUCGCUGGCCAGCCAGGACACCAGGCAUGGUCCGAAACCCUGCAGGGAUGGCUGCAGCACCUCCUGGCCACUGAGGAAAGCCCAGGCUGGAGGCUGGGCAGGCAACACCUGUCCCGAAAAGCCAUGCAUGCUGGCUGCUGCGCCAGGCCCGCUCCAUCCCCAGGCCCAAGAUGACAGCCAACAGCACGGAGGAGUGGCCCAGCCCUGUUCCCAAUGGGGCCCUGGGGCUCUCCCUGGCCCUGGCGAGCCUCAUCGUUGUUGCCAACCUGCUCCUGGCCCUGGGCAUCGCCUGUGACCGCCGUCUGCGCAGCCCACCUGCUGGCUGCUUCUUCCUGAGCCUGCUGUUGGCUGGGCUGCUCACAGGGCUGGCGCUGCCCAUGCUGCCAGGGCUGUGGAGCCAGAGCCGCCGGGGUUACUGGUCCUGCCUCUUCCUCUACUUGGCUCCCAACUUCUCCUUCCUCUCCCUGCUCGCCAACCUUCUGCUGGUGCACGGGGAGCGCUACAUGGCCGUGCUGUGGCCACUCCGGCCUCCUGGGAGCACACGGCUGGCCCUGCUCCUCACCUGGGCCGGCCCCCUGUCCUUUGCCAGCCUGCCUGCUCUGGGGUGGAACCACUGGACCCCUGGCACCAACUGCAGCUCCCAGGCUGUCUUCCCAGCCCCCUACCUCUACCUUGAAACCUAUGGGCUCCUGCUGCCCGCCGUGGGUGCUGCCGCCCUCCUCUCUGCCUGCGUGCUGGUUGCCGCCCAUCGCCAGCUGCAGGACAUCCGCCGGCUGGAGCGGGCAGUGUACCGCGAUGAGCCUUCAGCCCUGGCCCGGGCCCUCACCUGGAGGCAGGCAAGGGCACAGGCAGGAGCCACACUGCUCUUCGGGCUGUGCUGGGGGCCCUACGUGGCCACCCUGCUCCUCUCGGUCCUGGCCUAUGAGCAGCGCCCACCGCUGGGGCCUGGAACGCUAUUGUCCCUCCUCUCACUGGGCAGUGCCAGCGCGGCAGCUGUGCCUGUGGCCAUGGGGCUGGGUGAUCAGCGCUACACAGCUCCCUGGAGGGCGGCUGCACAAAGGUGCCUGCAGGGGCUACGGGGAAGGGCCUCCCAGGGCAGUCCCGGCCCCAGCACUGCCUACCACACCAGCAGCCAAAGCGUUGACCUGGACUUGAACUAGGGGAAGGGCCUCUGCUGACCCUACCAGAGCAUCCAUCCUACUCAGCCAAGCCUGUCUCCACAGGUCCCCAUGUCUCUGGGUCAGAGACCCUGUCCCAUCUGACUCCUCCCUGACCCAAUAAAGGCUGUUUAUGGUUAUCUCA